Messenger RNA from Stomoxys calcitrans (stable fly), 2197 nucleotides. Its product is annotated as elongation of very long chain fatty acids protein 7. Gene Ontology annotation, molecular function: fatty acid elongase activity. The transcript has 9 exons. Bases 966 to 2063 code for a protein of 365 amino acids. The record is from RefSeq and is a predicted model, not a curated record. Gene Ontology annotation, cellular component: endoplasmic reticulum membrane. Lineage: Eukaryota; Metazoa; Arthropoda; Insecta; Diptera; Muscidae. Gene Ontology annotation, biological process: fatty acid elongation, saturated fatty acid; fatty acid elongation, monounsaturated fatty acid; very long-chain fatty acid biosynthetic process.
UUUUGUCGUCAGUUGCAUUUUGAACGCUUACGUAUACGGUUGCUUUCUGUUCCAAUUACUACUCUCAAGCGGUUGGUGAAAAUACACACGGAUAUCGACGACGAUUGUUUUGUGACGAUUUUGCGCUGUAGUUGUUAACAUUAUACGACCAUUUGUUGUUGGUGUAAUUAUCAGCAUUUGCUUCAUUUAUUUCGCGUUUUUUUUUUUUGGUUUCUGAGUCGAUCAUACACCGUUAAAGUUUUGUUUUGGAAUAAUUGUGUAACCCCAGAAAUCUGCCUGGCGGCAAUGGUGAUGGUGACCAAGUGAAAAGCAAGUUAGGGAAGAAUCAAAAUUACAAAAAAGUACGUCUUCUUCCUUAGAGAUAGUGAGCAUCAAUAAUUUUAAUUGUAAUAAGUGUGUGUUUAAGACCGAUUGUGUUGUUCAACGGUAUUAUCGGUUAAAAAUUUGAGUUCAAUCCAUAAUGGCAUGAAUCAUAUGAUCAAACCAUGGCUGCAUGAAUGAUUAACCAAACGGGAAACACCAAAAACGACUACAAUGAUAAGAAACCAACCCCUCAAGGAUUAGUAACUCAGUUUUCAGAGAGUUUUAUUGAAUCCACUUCUACUAUUUCUCCUCGCUAUCAGUCCCCCCAGUUAGCCUGAGUGAAUCAUUUUGUUUAUAAACAUUGGGCUGGCAGGAAAAAUUCAUCAUACCUUGAUAGACUUUGCUCGACAAGACCGCCACAACGAACGUCAACGACUUCGACUGUGAAGUUAUCUGUCUGCCUCUAUUGCUGAUUAGUGUGGUUUUUUCGCUUUUCUGCGGUAUUUGAACAGUUUUUGCCGAAUUUGUCGUCGGACGCCUUGUGAAUUGGAUUUUUUGUAUAUAUAAGUUAUCCUAUAUAUAGUAUAUAUUGGAUAUAGAACAUUAGCUUUUGUUGUUAAUAUAUCAAUCUGUGGAUUUGUUUUUAUUGAAACAAAUUAAAAAUGGCCCUUGUAAUAGCACAUGACAUUUACGACUGGUACAGGGAUCUCAUGGACAAUAAAAGUGAUCCCCGCGUCAAUGGAUGGUUCAUGAUGUCCUCGCCUGCGCCCACAUUUUUCCUGUGUGUCUUCUACGCUUAUUUUAGUAAAUCAUUAGGACCAAAGUUAAUGGCCAAACGCAAGGCCAUGGAUUUAAGAAAUGUUUUAAUUUGGUACAACCUCUUCCAGACGGCAUUUAGUGCGUGGAUAUUCUACGAGUAUUUAAUGAGUGGCUGGUGGGGUGAUUACAAUUUGAAAUGUCAACCUGUUGACUAUAGUACUAGUCCAAAGGCCUUAAGAAUGGCAAACAUUUGCUGGUGGUACUACAUUUCAAAGUUCACCGAAUUCUUUGAUACACUGUUCUUUAUAUUGCGCAAGAAGACCCAACACGUAUCAACGUUACAUGUCAUACAUCACGGCUGUAUGCCCUUCUCGGUGUGGUUGGGCUUGAAGUUUGCACCAGGUGGCCACAGUACCUUCUUUGCCCUGUUGAACUCAUUUGUACAUAUAAUUAUGUAUUUCUAUUACAUGAUUGCCGCCAUGGGCCCCCAAUAUCAAAAAUACAUUUGGUGGAAGAAAUAUUUGACAACUAUCCAAAUGGUCCAAUUCGUGGCUAUCUUCAUACAUCAGUUCCAGCUGUUGUUCCGCGAAUGCGAUUAUCCCAAAGGAUUCAUGGUUUGGAUCGGUUUGCAUGGCGUUAUGUUCCUAUUUUUGUUCUCAGACUUCUACAAAACCAAAUACACAAGGGCUGGCCAAAAGGUUAAAGCGUCGAAUGGCCACAUCAAAACCGAGGCCAAAGAACACCUUUCGAAUGGUAAACCUGCGGCAAAUGGCACUGCCAUCUAUGCCAAUGGAAACAGCAAUAAGGGAGCUUGUAUGCCCAUUUUGGAGGAUGAAACUGAAAACACUUUCACGAAUGGCCAUUUGAAAAAUGGCAUCUACUCCAAUGGCUUUGCCAAUGGUGGUAACCAUAUACUCAAGGAAGGCGUCAUCUCAUCCAAUGAAGCUAUUCUUAAUCCAGAUACCAGUAGCUCUAGUCUGCAUCAGAGAAAAGUCAAAUAAGCUAAACCAACAAAACACUCGAUUUAAGCCUAUUAAAAUAUUUAAAUUAAUUUUAUAUAGUUUUUAGCAACAAAUUCUAAACAUACGAGUAAAUACAUACAAAAAAAAAAUAAACCUACAGCAACAAAAACAAA